GCUACAAACAAACAAAACAUGGACUUUCCACUUUAGCUAGUCUAAAUACAAGCCGCACUUGCAUACAUCUCCAUUUCACGUGUCUCUUAUUUCUGUUGAUUCUGGUUCCUGACAUUAAGAUGAUUUGUGCCAUAAGCCUCGCCUUGGCAUUAACCGGACUCUGCCAGUCUGCUCUUAUCAGCAAGAGUCACAAAGGAGACGAUCCUCUGCUGCAGUAUGUGGUCAAUAACUCUCUGAGGGAGCACCCAGUGCUGAAAAAACUGCGACUGAGAACUAUGGAGGAUCCCCAAAACCUGAUGAUGGUGGCAGCUGAGCAGGCUCAGUUUAUGGCUAACCUCGCAAAACUCAUAGAAGCCAAUAAAACUAUUGAGAUUGGUAUGUACACGGGAUACAACGCCUUAAAUCUGGCUCUGGUAGUUCCUGAGAAUGGACUUGUGGUGGCCUGCGAAAUUGAUAAGGAAUAUGUGAAAAUAGCCAAGCCAUUUUUUACAGAGGCUGGAGUGGAGGAUAAAAUAGAUAUUCGCAUUAAACCUGCAGUUGAAACCUUGGAUGAACUCCUAGCUGCCGGCGAAGCUGGAACAUAUGACUUUGUGUUCAUUGACGCUGACAAAAAGAGUUACGAAACAUACUAUGAAAAGUCACUCCAGCUCAUACGAAAGGGUGGCAUUGUGGCUAUUGAUAAUGUCCUCUGGGGCGGAGAGGUCAUCAACCCAGCUGCAGAUGACCUUUCCUCACAGACCAUAGACAAACUGAACAAGAAGUUACACAAAGAUGAGCGGAUUGAUCUCAGUAUGCUCACGGUUGGAGAUGGCCUGACACUGGCUAUCAAAAGAUAAUCUUGAUUAUUUAACAAGAAAUAUAUCACCUAAAUAAAGACUCGAAUAAUGAAAACAAAUGUUUUCAAACCUA
This is a messenger RNA of Carassius gibelio (silver crucian carp), 909 nucleotides long. It is a transcript of the gene comtd1a, whose product is annotated as catechol-O-methyltransferase domain containing 1. The record is from RefSeq and is a predicted model, not a curated record. NCBI's taxonomy places the organism in Eukaryota, Metazoa, Chordata, Actinopteri, Cypriniformes, Cyprinidae. The transcript has 7 exons. Gene Ontology annotation, molecular function: O-methyltransferase activity; S-adenosylmethionine-dependent methyltransferase activity. The coding region runs from base 120 to 836 and encodes 238 amino acids.